GAUUUUGUGCUUCAUUGCUGCAGAUAGAGGAUCUCUCAAAAUGGAUUCGGAUGUGACCUGAACGAUGAAGCCGCGGUGAGUUCCUGUUCCAGCGUGGUUGUCCACCGCAGCGAAGGGGCAACCAUGCUGCGAGGAGGUUGGCGGGCGCUGGUCCUGGUGUGGGUCGCGGGCUUCAGUAGAGAUAUUGGACAAGAAGCCUCAGCGCUUUCAUUGCAGAGGAGGCUGCAGCAUUUUCGCGAUCAGAAAGUAGAGCUAGGCGUGGUCCAGGGCCGGUCUAGUGUGCGCUUGCAGACGAGUAGAAGAACUUUUCGACGGCGCCAGAACACCCUGCUCACAGACAACGCUACCGCAAGUUCGACCGCAGCAAGUUCUACCCCGGAUCCGACCGUCUGCGAGAACAUCCACGCCCCGGCAAACGCGGCGACCUUUACCUGUGGCUCGACUUUGAAAGCGGGAACCUCUUGCUCCGACUUCACGUGCGCAGCCGGGUUUGAAAAAGUAAGCGCCUUCACCUGCGGAUCAUCUGGAGCCAACGGAGAGGCCACGGGGUUGUCCACACGGGGGCAGUGCAAGAGAAAGUUUUGCCCGGCCGCGGCAAUCGUCAGUGCGCUCGGGAAAAUCGAGAAUGCGAACAGCACGAUCGUGGAAAUAAAUAAAUCUUCUUCCAGCAUCAAAGGGUCCUUCUCGUCUUGUGACACGAAAAACCCGCUAGCCGCUGGCCAGACUUGCGACCCGGUGUGCAACACGGGCUUCGUCGCGACGGGCAGCUUGACGUGCAAUCCCGCUUCUCUGCAACUUGAAGGGCCGGCGGGCUUGAAAUGCGUGACUGCGAUGAAGCAGGAUGUUGAACAAGGGAGCAAGCAGAACUGCAGCAGUCUCGUUCUCCCCCUGCAUAUGAGAGUGCACAACUCCCCCUCCCCUCAUUUGAAGGGCAUAAGCAGCAACACAAGUGCUGGCAUAAAGCAGCUUUUGCAUGAGAAAUUUGCGCCCGAUUCUAGUGGUGUUUUGGCUUCCAUAACCUGUCAUGCAAGCAGUGCCAAAGGGAAAAGGCUCGAACUCGAUUUGGUAUUUCGCAUGACAAAUGAGGGAGAGAGGGGGUUGUGCACUCUCAUGCUGCAUGCGAAGAGCUCGGAGUGUGGGUCGUUGAAACCCGGGGAGUCCUGCGACAAAUUUUCCUGCAACACCGGGUUUACGAAGAGCGGAAAAUUCGUUUGCUCAGCGGUCGAUGCCAACAACGUGACCAGCCUGCUGGAAGUCGGCAGAUGCGAAAAAACUACCUGCAGAGUAUUGUCGGAGGGAGGCGCAGCUGAUGAAACCACUGACCUGAUCAAAUCCUUAUCAACCGCCAUCCCGCAAAUAUCCCUCCCCUUUCUAAACACCUCCUUCUCCAACAACGCCGUCCGCCUCUUUGCCAACGAAUCACUCGAGCUGGAAUGCAACCCGGGGUACAAAUCCACCGGCAGUCUGAAGUAUCCUGUGCAAAAGUAUCGCACUGAUACGAAUUGCAGUUAUGCAUGACAAAUGUUCUUUCCAAGGUAAAACAGCAUGACAAAUUCAAUUUUUCAGGCUGAGAAAAUUUGUAAUGCAAUUGAUACUAGUACGAUACUUCUGCAAUGCAUAUGAAGUGCGGGGCUGAUGGGAAAAUCUUUGAAAAGCCAAGUUGCGUUCGGCUCAACUGCAGUUCUUUUACCACUCUUAAUGCGACAAAAUCCUGCGGUGUUCUCUCCUCAAACCAAACCUGCAGCGAUUUCACGUGCUCCACCGGCUUCACCCCUUCUGGUCAGUACCAGUGUGCCAGUGAUGCGACGCACUUGAUCACGCUUGGCUCCUGCAGUCGGAAUUUCUGUCCGAUGAUCCCGAAGCCGAACAACAGCGUCAGUUGGAACACCACUGGUAAAAAGCUCGCCGCGGGAAUGACGAAACGGCUGCAGUGCGCGGUCGGUUACAAAGCCAAAGGGAAAUUCGUUUGCAACAGUGAGGGCAACAACAUCACGGAAAUGGCCUCCUGCGAACGGCAGUACUGCCAGGGGAUUGUCCCGCCCGCGAACGCACUGAAUUUCUGGUGUCAGAUAUUGCAAUGAAAAAUGCCCCCACCCCCGAACUUGUAAGCAUUUGUAUUGCAAACCUUUCGAAAUGAAACACUCGCCCUCUUGCAUGUAUCAGCAUCACAGAUUUCCAAUCGUGAAUAGCAAAAAUUUGUAUUGCAAAAGAUCCCAGCAAAAGCGGCGCUUGUCAUGCAAGCGCUGCGACACACGCCUAGACUCUGCAUCACAAAGAUUCAUACUCCUUUUAUGCAUGACAAAAACCUUUCAUUUGGAAACUUUGCAUCACAAAUUAUUGCAAUUUCAGGGGUGGGGGGCACUUUUCACUGUAAUAUCAGACCAUACCCAGCGGGGAGAAUUGUACCCUGACCUGUGCGGAGGGAUACAUGCCAUCUAGUACAGGAGCAAAUGUCGCGAAUGGAACUACAUCUUCGAGCAAUCUUUUCGUCUGUAACAAAGACGCGACCAACGUCACUACCGUUCCGACCUGCGUUAUCGCAAGAAAAAAGUGUUACAGGAGUUGCAUUGUGUUGCAGGCCAAGCAAGACAGACCAGCUCUUUGAUGCCGGAUAUGCAUAGGAGCUUCGUUUCAUAGGCGUUUUCCCUUAGGAUUUCUGCAUUGCAAUUUUUCUCUCUCAUGCAGAGAAAUUUGUGUUGGUGAAUUGACAACAAAUGUUUAACUGUAAAACUUUUUUCGUGGGAUAUGCGUGAGGAAGCAAUUAUCCGCCAUCCCGCCAGAAAACGCCGCGCUCCCCUUCCCCUGCGCGUCUGUUUCUUCGAACGCAACGUGUCAACACCAGUGCAAUCUCGGGUACGCCGUGGUUGGGAAAUUCACGGUAAAUUCCGACGGGUCGAAUUUCACGGAACAGGGGUCCUGCUUGCGGAAAACCUGCGCGAACUUGACAUCCCCCGCCAACGCGACGAAUUUUAACUGCCAGCAAAUCAACAGCGGCGAGGCGUGCAACAUCACCUGCAUCACAGGUUUCGACGCGAUCGGCGAAUUUCGCUGCAGCGCCAGCGGUAUGAACUGCAAAAGCAUCGUACUAGUAUAAAUCGCAUGGCAAAUUUUCUCAGCAUGAGAAAGGAAAUUUGUAAUGCGGACUCGCCUUAACAUAAAAAAAUUGUCUUGCAUACAUGCGAUUAGUACGAGUACGAUACUUUUGCACAGGAUAAGCGGUGACGAAGUGGUGUCGAAAGCGAGAUGCAAUCCGUCGAAGUUAUACCUGUCGAUCGUCAGACGGGAAAAAUCAUUGGAGAAAAAUUAUGGAAGACUAGUCGCAAACGUGGAGACUUUGCAAUCCAGGUUGAAUUUGUUUCGGAGAAAAGUGGCAACGCCCCUGGACGUCAGUUCGACCUCUUUUGGUGGAUCCUCGGGCUCAGCUAUUGGGCAGCAGGCAGCAACGAUGAAAACAGCUGUUUCGAACAAUUUCAACGUUUUGCAGGCUAAGGCGACCGAGACCGAGCAGGAAUUGGCGAAGGUGCAGACAAGUGUCGCGUCGAAUGCGAACCUCCUCGCCUCCGCGCUCUUCGCGCGGACGUUUGCGAGUGCGCGGGCGGAUCAAAACACGACAGCUACUGCUCCAGGCACAAAUAAUGCCAGCGUUGUAGUUGUCGCGACCCCUCUUGAUGUUCCCGUUUCUGGUGGCGGCGGAAGCACUGUUAAAAAUGCGCCGUUUUGGCAGGAGUUGGACCGCCGCAGCCCGCGACUCGAUCAAAUGAUCAACCAAACCCAGGGUUUACAGGAGAAAGUGGCGCCGACAAGUACAACUUCUACUUCUAGAGAGAAUAAUAGCUCUACAACUUCUACUUCUUCCAAUGGAACCGCAACCACAGCAUCAGCAGAAACGGGCCAAGCCAAUAACACCGCCACCGGGUCGUCGCUCUCUGUGCGGGAGCGGGUGCGCAAACUCGAGACGGAUUGGGAGGAAGCGAAGCCACUGAUCGAGAAAAAAAUGGUAUCCUGAGUAAAAAUGUCCCCACCCCAGAGUUGUCAUGCAGAUUUGCGAUUACAUACAGGAAGAUUUGUAAUGCGCAUCUCCUUCAGGGGCGUUUCCAAUCGUGUUUUGGAAUUUGUAAUGCUGUAAACAGGAUAAGCAGAUGGAUUUGUGAUGCGGUUGUCGUUGCUAACUUGCACUACACUACGGACUGCAACUUGUCAUGCGUGACUUCCAAAACUUCUGGAUUUGUGUUGCUAAGUUCCCACCUUGACUCUGGUGUGGGGACGUUUUUACAUAUGAUAAAUGGCGAAAUUCUCGGAAAACGAACACAAGACUUUGAGUAAUCCGGUGGAAUACUUCGUGAAUUUGACCGCUUCGGAUGUUUUAUGCUGUGCAAAACUAUCGUACUCGUAGUAAUUGCAAUCAUGCAUUACAAAUUCCUUUUUCAAGGUAAAACCGCAUUAGAAAUAUCAUUUCUCACACAGGCAGAGGAAAUUUGUAAUGCAUUUAUACGAGUACGAUACUUCUUGUGCAUUGAAUAUGUUUUGUCGAACGAGAUGAAGGCGAUCAUCCUCGGGGUCGCGAAAAACUGGGGAAUGGCGGUGAAAUUGGGUAGUAUGUAGUGAGGUCACCGAACGGUUCUAACCAGGGAGUUUUUUUGACAGCUACCCUGAAAAACGACCGGCAGUUUUCAAGCGGCCGGAGGCGUUUUUUGACAUAAAAAUUUUUUAAUUAUCAAGCGGACGGGGCUUUGCCGUCAAACAAGCCCGGUCGAAAACUAUCGACUCGCACUUGAUAAAACGACGCAGGGGAGCCGGCAAAAGGGGCGCCCUUCUGAGGCGCCCGCCGCCUUGGUUUCUGGCGAUUUGGGGCGCCCAAAAAGGGGCGCGCAAAAAACGCGCCCAAAAUCAGAACAGCGAAACAGCACGGCACGGCCGCGAUUUCGGAGCAUUUUGGGCGGCCGCGAAAGCGGCUGCCUUUUCGCCGGUUUCAGAGCCUGGGAAGCUUUGCAAAAGGCGCCGGCGUGAAAAAUAAAAACGCGAAAAAGAAAAAGCGCCCCAGGCGCGCAAAGCCAAUCCGCAUGCUAUGGGCCCGAUUUUCCUUCGCUUUUUGGGCGCCCCCCGUGGCACCCGGAUCGGCCCCAUAGCAUGGGGGCUGUCCUUCGGAAAGGAAUUUCGGUAAUUUGCCAAAAUUUGCGAUGUUUAUCAAGCGGCCGCCAUACCGUGCGGCCUAACGUUACUCCCGGCGGUAUGGCGAGCCCAGAAAAAGCAAAGCCGCGGCCAAGGCGAUGGCCGGCAAGAAAACGCCCACGACCUCACUACCUCCGCCCCGGCGGCUAUAUUUGGUAGCUCCUCUGCGGGGGGUGGCAGUGGUGGUGUUGGGUCAGGAUCUGUUUGACGAGUAACAAUUUGUCCUCACAUCAAG
Molecule: messenger RNA, 5404 nt
Organism: Amoebophrya sp. A120
Lineage: Eukaryota; Dinophyceae; Syndiniales; Amoebophryaceae
Source: the annotation of a GenBank genome assembly